GGGAGUUCGGGCUCCUGAGGCGCAGCCAACGACGGCUGGCCGGGCAGCGCAUAGACCCCCGGUGCCAUCUCAUGCUGCUGGGGUCGGCCGGGGAGGCCCUCGCCCUCCGCCGCCGGCGGCGCCGGCUCCUGGGUCGAUGACGACUGGUAUGGUUAAUACUGGCCGUGGAGCUCCUCGCCCUGCACCGCCGGUGGUGCCGGCUCGUAACGCGUCGGCGGCGGGGAUGGCUGCUCUGAGGGCCGAGACGCCGGGGGCCACGGUGGCUGCCGGUGUCGCUGCUGAUACGGUGGCGGCAACUACCGGGGGUCAGCGUGCACCCCCGCCACACCUUGCGGUUCGUCAGGCGCAGAAUCAUUCGGGGCAGAAUCAGGUUCAGAGUAAUCAGAGUAAUACCAGUGGGAGACCGACUGAUGCACCUCGAGGCAAGUGGGGUGAUGACGGGUUUGAUGCGUAUGGAGUAGGCCAGCAUCGGGGCUCAUCUUCAGCGGGAGGAGGUCGGGGUUAUGCUUGGCAGAGUGACGGGUCUGCAGAGAGACCGUUCCUGGGGCCGGCUGGAGGCUUCGUUGAGGGGGCCUCAGGACCUGAUAACAGGCACAGAGGAGGUUAUCGCGGAUACCGUGGUCGUGGUGGAGGCCGCGGAAGGUUCCGCCGGCCGCCUCCCCCUAGACAUGUUGACUCUGACGGGGCGGCGAUGGAGACUGAUCACACACCACAGGAGCUACCUCCCCAGGCGAUGGAGGUGGUGAAUGCACUUGCGGUUGCUGAGGUUCCUGGGAUUGCGAAGGAGGCUGAGGUGGUUCAAGUGGCUGAUUCUGAGAGGGCAUCCAAGUACGCUCGGAAGAAAGAGAGAAUGCUUUGUUACCGGUGCGGAGAGAAGGGGCACUUCAUCGCGGAGUGUGUGGCCCAGCUGUGCGAAUCCUGUGGUAAGCCUGCGCAUGCUUCAGGGGAUUGUCCUUUGCUGAGGGACCAUAUUCCAGCUCUUACUGUAUAUGGUGUGUACUGUGCGGAGCUGAUGUUCUUCGAGUCAGCGGCUGCGAGGGAGAUCCCAGCUGAUACACAGAGCCUUACUUCUGGUUUGGUCAAGGUGACACAGGGAGAUGUCUCCCAGGCUCAGAUUGUGCAGAGACUUCAGGAGUUGGCUCCGGGUGAUUUUCAGUGGGACCUCGUACCCGUUGAGGAUAGAGUAUUCAGAGUGGAGUUUCCUUCGAUUGAGGACUUGCAGCGUUUGUUGAGCUUUGGGAUGUGUAAGGUGCCAGGCACCAAAGGUAUUUUGGAGUUCCACGAGUGGAAGAAAGUUGAGCCUAAGGGGAAGCCUCUUACUCAGGUGUGGCUGCGUUUCUCGGGGGCACCGUCUGAGGCUCUUUCUGAUGUGCGUGUGGUGGCUAGUUUGGGGAUUAUGGUUGGUAAGACGGAGAAAGUGGAUAUGGCGUUCACUAGAGCUCAGGGGGUGGCUCGACUGCGAGUUAGCAUUCUGGAUAUUGAGUAUGUCCCGGACGUCAUCAACUGGACCUAUAGAGGCGAGGUGUUUCCACUUGAUAUUGAGUUUGAGGAUGCAGAGUUGUUUGCUGAGGUUGCUGCUGGCACUGACGUGGAUAUGCACGAUGGGGGUGAUGAUACAGGUGCUCCCAGGGAGCAGGCGGAUGAGGCAGCACAGGAGCCCAAUGGAUCGGGGCCUGCUGCUCGGGAGCCGGAGAACGGAGCCGGGAUGGAGCAGUCCCCGGCUUCGUCUUUGCCUCAUAACUCACUGCGGUUUGGAUCUUUUCUGCCGUCGUCGGCGCCUCCUCGUCUGUGGAGUGAUCGGGUUGAAUCUGACGAUGCGUUCGAGCAUUCGCUGCCGGUCUUGGACUUUGGGCGGUCACCCCGGCAGUCGGCCAGCUUCAGUGCCCGUGUUGUUCAAGAGGUGGAGCCUCAGGAGUCGCCAGGGCGAUCUAGGUCUUCGGUUUCCUCGCGGAGGGGAGGGGCGUCUGGGCAGGUGGCCACGACUCCCUCUCAUUCUUCUGUUUCACAGCAGGCGGCGCAGGUACCUGUGUCCAGCCGGGGCGACAUAUCUUUGGGGCAGGAGGCCCUGGAGGUCCGUCUCGCGGGAGCCUCGUUGGUGGUGGGGUCGCCGGAGGUCCUGCAGGUGGAGCGCACGCCUGCUACGGCGUCGGCUGGGGGGGGUCGGACUAGGGCAGGAGGCCCUGGUGCCAACUCCGUCAGGCAUCUCCACAUCUCCUACGCGGUCCCCCUCUCCCAGACCUACUCCGGGAGCCGCUACUCGGGAGGAGGUGAUCGCGUUCGGAGGGAUCCGAGACCCUGCUUCCGAGGGGAGGCGGACGAGCUCUCGUCUCCAGGACCUUCCGGAGGUUGAUGAUUUGCAGCAGAGGUGCGCUAUGCGGGCGGCCAAGCUGCGUGAUGUGGAGAGCACAACAGGUUAUCUUCCGUGCAACGGCUCUUAUCCGUUCCUGGUCGCUACUCACUCCGACGGAGGCCAGGGAGCUUUUGGUUACUGCUGCUAUCCGAUGGGAGAUGGUAGCUCGGGAUAUAUUCAGCCGGUUUGGAUGGCGGUCGUGUAACAGGAUAGGCAAUUAGUUUACCUGUCUAUUUUGGAGCCAAACGGCUGUGAUGUAUAAGUGCUUUGGCUAGCUUGUGUAUCUAGCCUUCGGGCUCUGUGUGAGCCUUGUCUUACUUUUCUUGUUGACAACCUUGAGACUUCGAGACUUUGUGGACUAUUUUAUGCUUAAUAAGAUGGCCGUAUGCAUCAUGCUGAUGCAGAGGCCGGGGAAGCCCCCUUUUCGAAAAAGAAAAAAAAAUUCAGAGUUGGCCUGGUUGUGGUCCGACUGGACUGCAGCACCUUCCGAUAUCAUGCCACUGACACGGCUUAGCCUCCAAA
Messenger RNA from Triticum aestivum (bread wheat), 2872 nucleotides. RefSeq lists its product as uncharacterized. Gene Ontology annotation, molecular function: zinc ion binding; nucleic acid binding. The record is from RefSeq and is a predicted model, not a curated record. NCBI's taxonomy places the organism in Eukaryota, Viridiplantae, Streptophyta, Magnoliopsida, Poales, Poaceae. The transcript has 2 exons. Bases 137 to 2350 code for a protein of 737 amino acids.